UAAAAACCUAUUUUAGGCAAUUCUAACAAUUCAGUUGUAUUAACACAUUUUUAAAACUUGCUCAUAACUUUGGAUAUGAUUAGAUCUAUAGACCUCCCUCUUCUUCCAGGAAACUCUUUUCCAAACAAUAUUGGUCAGACAAGAUUUCACAAGUCACACCAUUUUGAGCUGUUCGAAGUUCCGUACCUUAGUGACAAGGAAAGGCCUGGUAUUGGAGGAGCUCCUAUCUACUACAGCAAGCCUCGACGCUACCCUUCAAUCUACGCUAGGGGAGACGUGUCUGAAUUGCCUACAUGGAUUGCUUACGACAGACAGAUGUUAGCAUUUGAUGCUUAUUUCCAAGAGGCCAUUCACGAGGUCCAUGGAUACAAUCAUCUGGUGAGGAAAUGCAAGAUAUAUUUUUAUCUAGAAGAUGGUACAAUAAAAGUGGUUGAGCCAAAAAUAGCAAAUAGUGGGAUCCCACAAGGGUGUCUCAUGGCUCGCCAGAGGAUUCGUCUCCCCAAGUCAUCAGGUUCAGACGACUUUUAUGAUAUUAUAGACUUCAACAUAGGCAAGACUGUUGACCUGCAUAGCAGAGUGUUCAAGAUUACAAACUGUGAUCACUUCACCAGAGUGUUCCUCAACCGUCUAGGAAUUGCGGUCCCUGAUCCCUUGGCCAUGCCAGAUGACCCCUACACCUCAACUAGGGAAAUGGCAAAGUAUGAGGCUCUGCCCAAGAAACCAAACACCAAAGUGGACACGCUGGGUCAGUUCCUGGCGAUGGAUGGGAAGGUUCUGUGUUUCACAGGCUACUGGGACGACAGAGCCACCUGUGAUGGAGAGCUUCAUCUGCUGAAGGUGUUGUACUACUUGGCUGAUGACACCAUGGAAGUGAAGGAUGUGACGUGGAAGGACCACCCUUACAUACUCUACAAGAGAGCCAAACUGCCCAAGGAUUUCCUCGCUCUACAAGAACCUGGAGCAGACUCUCCGUUCACAGUGUUGAAUGUCCUUGGCACCGGCACACAGAAGGGACGACUGUUGGCAGACUCUCUCAACUGUGGCCGUAUGGACAUUCAGUACUACAGAGACAAUGACUUGGCUAUUGGAGGAGUCAUCAAUGUGUUUGGGCGACGAGUUGUGCUCACCGAGUGCGAUCCUUUCACACAGGAAUAUUACAGAGUCAAGUACGGGCUGGAGGACUUCACUUCAGUUGAAAGACCAAAGACAAAGGAAGAAGAGGCAAAGGUGCCACUGCCUGAGCCAGAGUUGCCUCCUCACAACGGCUACGGAACUCACGAGGACUCAGCCAUCAACUGUCGGACCGUGUUCCCCUUCCCUCCAGUCAAGAGCUACAGACAGUUCUUUGAGAAAGACAGAUGUGGCUAUGACAGCAAGAUUUUGUGUUUCGGAGCAAAACUGAUAACGGACAAACCUUGUGAUUUAUCCAGAUCUUUUGUGAUUUGUUACUACCUGAGCGAUGACACCAUUAGUGUGUUUGAGAAGUCCGUGACCAAUAGUGGUUACUCAGGGGGAAUGUUGAUUUCAAAACGUAAGAUCAUGAAGCCUGGAGAGAAUCCUUUGGGAGUUCAUCCUCCUGCCUACUUCACCCAUCAGGACAUGUUCAUCGGCAACAGGAUAUGCCUGGAGAACUUCAACUUUGAACUGGUGUCUGGUGAUGAGUACGCCUUGAGAUACAUGGAGACCCACUGCAAUGAGUUUCCAAAAAGCAACCUGAGGCUUAUUUUGGAUAAAGUCAGAGAAGGGCUACGUCCAACAUACAAGCAGUUUGUUGCUCAGCACAUGACUAGAAACAACCUACCUUUAAUUUCUUAUGUUGAAUUCAGGGAAACAAUAAAGGAGGUACUGAAGGAUUCUAUAACUGAGCACGAGAUUAUUACUCUUGCAAGACAUUACAUGGAAAAUGAUCAGAAACCUGAUUUGUCAUGUCAGGAAAUACAGAGUAUUGCACAGAAUGAGUUAAAGAAGUUUCUUUUUAACUCAUUUGAUCGGCUGGAAGAGUCAUUCCAUUAUAGAGAUGUGAACAAAACAGGAUAUGUAACCAAAGACACAGCCUACGCUAUCAUAAGAGGAGCCAACCUGCCUUUAGCAAGAGACUUUGUCUAUAUAUUGCUGGACAGAGUGGUCAAUGAGAACUGCCAGGUCAACUAUCAUCAACUUAUUCAAUUCAUCGACUACAAGAAGAACCCAGUUCCCCCAGUCCAGCCCAACAGUCAGAUUGGAAAUUUGCCAAUCACUCGUCACAGACCAACCACCAGUAUCAAUAUUCAGUGUGUCAACAUGGAAAAGUUGAUCAAAGACGUUGAUUUGGAGAAGACUCUCUAUGAAAAUAACUAAUGAUUGAGAUAAAAUUAACAAUGAUAUUUUUAACCAUGCAUUGGAGCAAUAUUUAAAUACUUGGAGGUGUAAGUACUCUGCACUGAAUAAAAAGAUG
This is a messenger RNA of Macrosteles quadrilineatus (aster leafhopper), 2434 nucleotides long. Its product is annotated as EF-hand domain-containing family member C2-like. The coding region runs from base 76 to 2337 and encodes 753 amino acids. The record is from RefSeq and is a predicted model, not a curated record. Gene Ontology annotation, biological process: regulation of neuron projection development. Gene Ontology annotation, cellular component: microtubule. NCBI's taxonomy places the organism in Eukaryota, Metazoa, Arthropoda, Insecta, Hemiptera, Cicadellidae. The transcript has 14 exons.